GGAGCCGUCCUGGCUGUGCUGGCCUCGCUCAUCAUCACUGCCAACGUGCUGGUGGCCGUCGCUCUGCUCUGCCUCAUCCACAAGAGCAGCUCCAGGGGCCUCUGCUUCGUCCUGAACCUCGCCGUGGCAGACACCAUGGUUGGCUUCACAGUUGCAGGUCUGGUCGUGGACGAGUUUUCCCAGCCCUUCUAUCCUCCCCAGAUCUUCUGCGUCCUGAGAAUGGCUUUUGUCACCUCCUCUUCAGCUGCCUCUGUCCUGUCCCUGAUCCUGGUUGCGUGCGACAGGCACCUGGCCAUCAGGAGACCUUUCUACUACGUCCAGCUGGUGACAGGCCCGUGGGUCGGGGUGCGCCUGGUGGGGCUCUGGCUGGUCGCUGCCCUCAUCGGCUUCCUGCCCUUCCUGGCCCCAGCCUUCCAGAGGGACAUUCCCCAGGGGAAGAAGUGCUCCUUCUUCGCCGUCUUCCACCCCGCCUACAUGCUCACGGUGUUCUGCGCCGCCUUCUUCCCAGCCCUCUGUCUCUUCAUUUACCUCUACUGGGACAUGCUGAAGAUCGCCUCGCUGCACGCUCAGCACAUCCGGGGGGUGGGGCUGGGGGGCUGCCCCCCGGCCCGCGCCCUCAAGGCCAUGCGCACCGUGGGGCUGCUCGUCGGGUGCUUCACGCUGUCCUGGCUGCCCUUCUUCAUCGGCAGCGUGGUGCAGACCGUCUGCCUGGAGUGCUUCCCCUACAGAGUCGUCGAGAGCUACCUCUGGCUGCCGGGGCUCGGCAACUCCCUGCUCAACCCGCUGCCCUACUCCUAC
Molecule: messenger RNA, 798 nt
Organism: Chaetura pelagica (chimney swift)
Lineage: Eukaryota; Metazoa; Chordata; Aves; Apodiformes; Apodidae
Gene: GPR119
Product: G protein-coupled receptor 119
Exons: 1
Biological process (GO): G protein-coupled receptor signaling pathway
Cellular component (GO): membrane
Molecular function (GO): G protein-coupled receptor activity; phosphatidylcholine binding
Source: RefSeq, a predicted model, not a curated record